Paramecium sonneborni is the source of this 1548-nucleotide messenger RNA. NCBI's taxonomy places the organism in Eukaryota, Ciliophora, Oligohymenophorea, Peniculida, Parameciidae. The record is from the annotation of a GenBank genome assembly.
AUGUUAAAUCAAAGUGAUAUUAAUAAUGUAGAGAAUGUUAUUUAAUAAGUGAUUGAUUCCCUUUCAAUAUGUAGAUAAAGGAUAGAAGAAUUACACAUAGAAAAAGAGUCACAUGAUAAAAUGAAAGAAAAUAUGGACUUAAUUAAGUCAAGUUAAUAAGAAUUUCAUCAUAUUAUAAAUGAAUAUUUCAAGGAUUUAGGUGAAAAUUUUAGAUCUUUGUAGAGUCGAUAUCCUAAUUCUGAAGUUAAAAGUAAUUAUACUACGAAUAUUAGAACAGUUAAUUUUAAAAUUAGAUGAAUAUAUUUAAAAUUUAGAUAUUCAAGCUUCAAAAUUAGCAGAAAAUUAAUUCACAUUAUAAGACUAUGAAUACUUUAAAUAAUAAAAUUAUCCAAAUUUAAUGUAAAAUUUUAGUAAAAUAAGUUUAGAAAUGAAUUAUCAAAAGAAAUAGAUGAAUUAGCAACUUAUUCACAACGGAACAAUAAACAAGAUUAAGAUUUAUUACCAUAGGUUAAAGUUAAUCAUAGAGUGGUAGAAGGCUUAUAUUUAACAUUAAAUGAUUAUGCUUCAGUUUAAUGGAGUGGAGAUAUACCAAUAGAGAAUUGUAAUAAACCAAUAAUUGAGUCUAAAGGAGGAAUAGCUUUGGAUAAUUUAAUUAUUAUAGAUGAAACUCAUCUUUAAUAUGGAUUAUAUAAUAUAGCUACUAAUGAGUAUCAUGUCCAUUAAUAUAAUUCAAAAGUGAAUAUCAAUUAUUCACCUUCUGUUGUUUAAGGAGAAUCUGGCUAAACCUAUUUGAUAGGUGGAGUUACUUAAUAAGGAUUAAUAAGUGCUUAAUUUAACUAAUUAGAUGUGAAUUCUGGUCAAAUUAUAAGUUUACCAGAUAUGAAUGUUAAAAGAGUUGGAUGUAGUAGCAUUAUUAUAAGAGAAGGAGAUUGUUAAUAUCUCUAUGUUAUUGGUGGUAAAACUUGUAAUAAAGUGAAAACAAAAUUAUGUGAAAGAUAUAAUUUUACAACAUAAAAAUGGGAAUUUAUAACUAAAAUGAAUCAUGCCAGAUCUAAUUCUGCUAUUGCAAAACAUGAUGAUUAUAUAUAUGUUUUUUUUGGAAUAGAUUCAGAAAAUCAAAAUUCAAAUUUCAUUGAAAGAUACAAUUAUGCUAACACAAAAACAUGGGAAGUAAUAUGCAUCUAAAAUUCAUUACCAGGUUUUGACAGUUCUAAUUGUUCUGCUAUUUCUAUUAAUUAAAGUUAAAUCUUGCUUUUAGGAGGAAUCAGGUAUAGUAUAAUUUUCAAUGAUUAAAUGUAUUUUAAUAGGAAAUUACUUGCAUUAAAUAUUACAAAUAGCACUUUUUCAGUAAUGGAUAACUAAUUACCAAUUGAUUUUAUUCCUUACUCUCAUAUGGUUAUAUAUAAAAAUGAAAUCUAUGCUAUUGGAUACACAAUUAAAUAGGCUGAAAUUAAGCCAACACUUUUUCUAGAUGGAGGAUUUGUUUUAAAAAUUAGUAAAGAUUAUGUUAAAAUUCUAAAAUUUAUACCAGCAUUUUAAAAUAAAUGA